Gavialis gangeticus (Gharial) is the source of this 5616-nucleotide messenger RNA. RefSeq names its product EGF like repeats and discoidin domains 3 (gene EDIL3). Gene Ontology annotation, molecular function: calcium ion binding. Bases 1 to 1503 code for a protein of 500 amino acids. Lineage: Eukaryota; Metazoa; Chordata; Crocodylia; Gavialidae. The transcript has 12 exons. The record is from RefSeq and is a predicted model, not a curated record.
AUGACUGUUUCUCUCCCUCUCCACUCUCAUUUGCGUCAGUUCCCAGAAUCUGAGUGCAUUGACAAGAAGUGUAUGCCAGUGACUGACAGCAUAUUUGGCCCAGGGUUAGUGGGUGGAAAGAAGUUAGGGGAUGUGUGUGACUCCAACCCAUGUAAAAAUGGUGGCAUCUGUUUGUCCGGGUUGGCUGAUGAUUUUUAUACUUGCGAAUGUCCUGAAGGCUUCACAGACCUCAAUUGUUCUAGUGUUGUGGAGGUUGCUUCAGAUGAAGAGGAACCAACUUCCACAGGACCCUGCCUUCCUAAUCCCUGUCAUAAUGGUGGCACAUGUGAAAUUAGUGAAGCAUAUCGAGGAGACACAUUCAUUGGAUAUGUUUGUAAAUGUCCAGAAGGAUUUAAUGGGAUUCACUGCCAACACAAUGUAAAUGAAUGUGAAGCUGAACCCUGUAAGAAUGGUGGAAUUUGUACAGAUCUUGUUGCCAAUUAUUCCUGUGAGUGUCCUGGUGAAUUUAUGGGAAGAAACUGCCAAUAUAGAUGUUCUGGCCCACUGGGAAUAGAAGGAGGAAUUGUAUCAAACCAACAAAUCACUGCAUCAUCCACACAUCGAGCUCUUUUUGGGCUCCAGAAGUGGUAUCCGUACUAUGCAAGACUUAAUAAGAAGGGUCUUGUGAAUGCUUGGACUGCUGCAGAAAAUGACAGAUGGCCAUGGAUACAGAUAAACCUGCAAAGGAAGAUGAGAGUCACUGGAGUUAUAACCCAAGGUGCUAAGAGGAUUGGAAGCCCAGAAUAUAUAAAAUCUUACAAAAUUGCAUAUAGUAAUGAUGGGAAAUCAUGGAUGACUUACAAAGUAAAAGGCACCAAUGAAGAUAUGGUGUUCCGUGGAAAUGUGGACAACAAUACCCCCUAUGCCAACUCAUUCACCCCUCCAAUCAAAUCACAGUACAUACGACUGUAUCCCCAGGUAUGCAGAAGACACUGUACUUUAAGAAUGGAACUUCUUGGCUGUGAAUUAUCAGGUUGCUCUGAACCUCUUGGGAUGAAAUCAGGAAAUAUACAGGACUUCCAGAUUUCGGCCUCAAGUAUCUUCAGAACGCUCAAUAUGGACAUGUUCACUUGGGAACCUAGAAAAGCUCGAUUAGACAAGCAAGGCAAAGUGAAUGCCUGGACUUCAGGUCAUAAUGAUCAGUCACAGUGGUUACAGGUUGACCUCCUUGUUCCUACGAAAGUGACUGGCAUAAUUACACAAGGAGCUAAAGAUUUUGGUCAUGUACAGUUUGUGGGUUCUUAUAAACUUGCGUACAGUAAUGAUGGGGAUCACUGGACCAUAUACCAAGACGAAAAACAAAAAAAGGAUAAGGUUUUCCAGGGAAAUUUUGACAAUGACACACACAGAAAGAAUGUGAUUGACCCUCCAAUCUAUGCACGGCACAUAAGGAUUCUCCCUUGGUCAUGGUAUGGUAGGAUCACUUUACGGUCAGAGCUGUUGGGCUGCACAGAAGAGAACUGAAAAGGAUCUUCGCUAAAAACACACCUCUAUAUUCUUAAAAGUAUCUCCGUAGAAGAAACUGUGCAAAACCUGUAUGAAGUUGAAUGGGUUUUUUCAUGAACAAGUGCUCACUUUAUGGUAGGCCGCUAACUGUCUUUUGUAAGGAGGUCUAAGCCUGCCCUUUAAAUGAUCCAAUCCAAUUUUGUCCUUUAAAUCCGUUACAGUAUUGUCCCUCUCGCUGUGGAAUUACCUUUCUAGUUUUCUUCUAAGUUGUUCACGCUGGUUGAAAUGUGUUAGGAAAGAACAGCAGCAUCCUUUUUACAAGGAAGGAGAAUCAGCAUGACAAAGCUCAUUUGCAGCUUUAGAAAAAUUGGGCUGACACACACUUUGCAAAUCACACUCAUCUUACUUGUAAAAAGUGAUACUGCAGCUUUUAGCAAUAAGUUUUCUCUGGGAUGACUGCGUUAUAUUGUUUCCCUUGUGCCUAUCAAACACUGUCAAUAUUUCUGACACACAUUUUGAAGAUACUCUGUGGUGCAAAGCACUUGUGAUAUUACACAUCAUCUUUCAUUAUAUUUAUUUAAACUGCAGAGUUCUUGCAAAUAAGAAUCACUUCCACCCAGUUUUACUUUGUUCUUACUUUGUUAUGCAUGUGAUGGCCAUAGCCUCUCUUUUCUAUAUUUAAUCUCAUUGUUAACAAAGUCUUCUCUAAAAGAGGUGUCCUAUUUGUAUAUGGAACAAAAUCUGCUAUCAGUAUAUUAUGAAGUUAAUGAGUGUGUCAAAUCAAACUGUAUGAAUUUGGUUUGCAACUAUAUUUGUCACAGAGUCUGAUCAUACAUACUGUAAAUCCAGUUUGACCUAAAUUCUUUUUGAGUGGAUACAGGCACAUAUUUAUGCUGCAAAAACAGCAUUAAUAUGACCACAUAUUCGGCCUUGCCCAGAAAUGGACAUACAGUCCUCACAGACCUGCCCACAAGAUUACUUUUGCCUGAUGCCUUCAUAGUCUCCAAGAGGGAAGGUGCAUGUGGGGUCAGAUAGUAGGUGCUAAAGCAUAUAAAUUACACACUCCAAACCCAGACACAUACAUCCCAGUAGGCCCCGUCUGUGUUGCAGGCCAUAAAGUUCCUACAGAAGGUGAACUCAACAGGAGCCAAAGUGUGCAAAUGCAAGCAUCUUAAGAUCCUGCCUUGAUUAUAACUUUUUAGGUACAUAUCUAUUGAGCAAUAUGAGGCUUGAAUUUGGCCCUGUUUCUUGACUUGUAGACUAUUAACAGAAUAACUUCCUUUUUAGCCCCUCCAAACACACUACCUUGUUUUAACAACAUACAAACCAGAUUGUAUCAAUUGUGAGGCAGGAAUAUAAGGGCACAAGUGAUUAAUAGCUUCAUCCCUGCUGUGUGGAGGAACAAAAUUAAGAGAAACUACAUGAGGGGAAACUGUUCAGCUUGGGAGGAACUGGAAUGUGUCAGACAUAUAGGGCAUGGAUUCACUGAUACCAGAGAGCUACAUGAACACAGAGUGGUGGAUGUUAGGAGCAACAUCCUCCCUAGGAUGUAGGAUGUAGCUGGAAGUAGUCCUGUGACAUGGGAGUUACGGCUUCUACAUUAGUAUUAUCAGUUUUCCAAUGACACAUCUCUUUUGCAGUGUGAGGUAGUGUAAUUUUAGUGGAUAGGGCAUAAAACUGGGAAUUGGGAGAUCCUCCUCCAUUCCCACCUCUGUUACUUACUUGUUUUGUGCCCUUGGGCAGGUUACUUUACCUCAGUGCCUCAGUUUCUCUAUUUGUCAAAUAGGGAAUAAUGGUAUCCACUUUUUUAAAGUAUUUUGAGUUUCACAAACAAAAAGUUCUAUAUGAGAGAUUGUUGUUUUACUGCCUUCUUCUCAAAUUGUGGGGAUAAAAGGUAGGGACCCUUCUAUUUAUUUAAAAUAAUGUUAUCUGAAAUAUCAGAUUAUUAGUCGUAGUUUAAUUUCAUAACAUGCUGAUGUAGAUAUGUAGUAUUCCAUGUUCCACUGUGUUUGUCACCAUUACAUUCUCCUUGACUCUCAAGCAUUGCAUUCUGAACCUGAGCCCUGCUUCCCAGAUAAAUAAGUUGCCUCUAAUCUACAAAGCAAAAGCUUAUUUUUUAAAAUGUUUGAAUUUCAAAAUGUGUAUGAUCUCACAUUAUCCACAUAGAGAAAAUAUCCAUUUUGCUUUAAAAGACCUGAAAAUAGUGACUGGAAAUUUUCAAAACGGUUUGUUAUUGAUUACUAGAGGUCUUCUCUAGGGUUAAUCUCAAAUUACUUGAACUAGUAAAGAAGAACAAAACAAGAAAAACCCCUGCCACUAUAAAAUGAUUUAACCCUUAAGCUAUAUUUAUACAAGUAUUUAUUUUAUAAGGCUUAGACAUGGAUUUUCAAAGACUUUUAAUUAAGAGUCUAUAAAGGUAAAAGAAAGUAUGUGUAAGAAAUGUUGAGGUCCUGUGCAACACUGCUAAGUUAUUUUGUCUUUCUUUUUUUUUUUAUUUGUGCUGCAUAACAAAAGCCACUAGACUGUUAAUGUCUUGUCUGUAACUGUGUUAACAGCAUUCCUUAACAAUGUAUAUAUGAAGUGGUCUUCAAUCGUAGUGAACAAUUUUAAAGAGAAAGUCAAUCAUAAUGGCAUUUUUAAAGAGGAAAAACUAUUGGAGUAAAGGGGAACUGAUGUAUUCCUUAAAUUACACACUGCCCAUGUUUUGCACCUUAGGCUCUUCACAGAAAGAAAGUUGAGUAGUAAUGUUUGGAUUUUUCCUGUAGGUGAUAUGUAAAAGGGUCUAAAUCCAGCUUCCUAUUUUGUGAAAAAAAAAAUCCCCUGCAUUUCACUGCAGGUAUUAAAUAAAAAGCACGCAGACACCACCACAAGCUGCCUGUGCUCACAAAAUCGGAGGCCGCUUCAGAAAAUUAGGCCCUCUAGGUCAGCAAUUUGCUUUAAUGUUGUUUUUCUAAUUUAGUUUAUAUGUUCAUGAGUAAUUGUUUCUGUUUACUGGUACUUUAAUUUAAUACUUUUUAAAAUUCUGAGUCCUGGCUUACUGAUAAUUUUUCAUGUUCAUUUGCACGUAAAAAAUAGCAUCAUUAUGCAAUGGGCUAUCAUAAUUUUCUCAUCUAUAUUUUACAAAGUUAAAUAUUUCUAUCUGUUCAUUUUUGUCAGUCUUCAUCAGUUCAUUCUUCAGAGCCUGAAGAGAAAGUUCCAAAUGCAGUAUUGUUAUAAUGCCCUGUGAUACUAUAUGAUGCCUUUACAUUUUCAAAAGAUUCACUGGGGAUUUUUCUAGUGACAUCAUUCAGUGUUUAGUUGCCAGAUCACUUUCUUUAAACUGAAUUGUGUAACUGUAGUGCCAAAUUCUGCUCCAAGUGGCAGCCAUAUAAAUCUAAAAUAAAUCCAUUGAAUUCCAUGGAAUUACUUCAGAUUUAAGAUAGCAGCUGAGAGCUUGCUUCGACCCAUCACCAUCAUUGUUCCUCUUUUUUUUUUACCCCUUUGUAAGCAUUAAACUCAUUGUCCUUAGGCGUAUUCUAAACAAGUCCAUCCAUUAAAAGCAACAGGAAUUCCACACACACAGAAAGUGUAGAAUAUGUCCCUUUUAAGAAAGGUUGGGAAAACAUUCUGAAAUAAUCUUUAACUUUUGUAUUAAUUGUAACAAUGACAUUGAAAUGGAGUGACAAUGUUCUCCUAAUUAAAUUUCACCCUGAACCAGUUAAAUAUUUGUAGGCAGACUUCACCUUUCUAUGGCUCUAUAAUGUGCUACUUUUAUAGCCUAAGAAAUAAAACAAAGGCACAAGGCUUAGUUUUAGCUAUAUUCUAUUAAGGGCUUAUCACAUUAACUGGUUCUGAUUUUUAGGUUGACUUUCUCUUUCGGAAUGACUGCAUACAAAUUAGUGUGAGUUUUGAAGACUAAGGAUACUAAUGAGUGUAUCUUUGCUAUACAACAACUAUGAAAUAUAAUAUUCAGUGCUGGCUUCUGAUGUGUCAGUAAGUACAGAAGUAUCUCAGACACAAUGACCUUUGCAACCUUUCAAGCUGUGUAAUAUUCAAAUGUUUUUGUAUAUACUUAAAUCAUGUAGAAUGAUGUAAAACCAGUAUGACCUUGUCUAGUCUUCAAACUUACCAAUAAAACUUUUGAAAAAUGAG